Rodentolepis nana is the source of this 1746-nucleotide messenger RNA. Lineage: Eukaryota; Metazoa; Platyhelminthes; Cestoda; Cyclophyllidea; Hymenolepididae. The record is from the annotation of a GenBank genome assembly.
AUGGGUGCUUCUAAAAAUAAAGGUUUCAAAGGUCGCCGUCGUCAUGGUAAAAAGCGUCGUCAUAGGCAGCCCAAGUCUACUUUAGCUUCACACGCUGCCCAAGAGCGCAAAUUAGCUCGAGCCCCUCAUAGCUUUGUCUUCUCUCGGCCUGGUUGUGGUCGACUUGUUAAAUCUCUAACUCUUGAUAUUCGCCAAGUCUUUGAACCCUUCACAGCUUCCCAACUUCGCGUUAGUAAACGAAAUGUCAUGAAAGAUUUUCUUACCAUUGCUGGACCCUUGCAUGUAUCACAUAUACUCUAUUUCACUCAUCCGAAGCCAGAAAAAUUGGCCGCUAAGCGUCGACGUUAUCUCCGCAAUUUGGAAGAGCGCAAGAAACAAAAAUUAGGUGCAGAUGGAAGUGAUAGGAAUGAAGGAAAAGAGGAGAAAGACAAUGAAGACAGUGGCGAGGAAGAAAGUCAAGACGAAGACGGCCAAACUGAGAAUAGUGGAAGGCAGGGAGGAGGUGUAUAUAUGCAUCUAAUUAGAACCCCUAGUGGUCCUAGUAUAACAUUCCGUGUAUCCGAGUACUCUCUUACCAGAGAUAUCUUCACUCUGGUCCGAAAAGUCUUUGAUAUUCGUCAGUAUUCCACGCCACCUCUACUGGCAAUGACUGGAUUCGGAGCAGGACCUGGCCAAAUCCCACCUCCCCAUCUUAGAUUGCUCGUUGAUAUGUUCCAGAAUAUGUUACCUUCCCUUAAUAUUCAAAAACUGAAAGUCAGUAGUGUUCGUCGAGUCCUUCUUCUAAGUCGUGAGGUGGAUACUUCAAGCGAGGAUGGUGAAGGCAAGGAAUUGAUCUACUUACGACACUACAACAUAAGAUUGGAGAAUCGGUCAAUUAGUCGGGCUUUGCGUAGAUUGGGAAUGGGUGGUGUAGCUAUGAAGAAACAGAGGACAGCAGCAGGUCUUGGUCCUCAAGGAAUUGGCAAGGCGACUGGUGUCCCCAGCCUCGGUAAAUUUGCCAGCAUGGACGAUUAUCUUGCCAAAGCCAGUCUACUUACGGACUCCGCAGCUUCAGAAUUGGAAGACAUGGCAGAGGUGCCAUUGCCAGGACAGCCGAUGGACAUUGAGGACGUUGGCCAACAAAUAGAAGGUGCUGGUGAAGAAGAGGGAUUAAAGAAGUCCUCCCAACUUCCAAAAUCGAAGGACAUUAAAGAGGCGAAGGCUCAAGCUAAAGCAACCCACGGAUUUUCUCAUUUGAGUGGAUGUCGCAAAGCCUGUGUCCGUCUUACGGAGAUUGGUCCGAGGCUUACAUUCCAACUUUAUAAGAUUGAGGAAGGGGUGAAUUCAGGAACAGUACUAUACCACAGUUUGCAAAAACGAACGCCCCAAGAGGUGGCUCAACAAGAAGCCGAGUUCAAAGCCAAGGAAGCCCUGAGAGCUCAACGCCGAGCUGAACAUGAACGACGUCGCAAAGAGAAGGAGGCAGCCAGAUCUGGAGGAGAAGCAGUCGGAAAAACGAAGAAGUCUGUCAAAUUUGCUGAUGAAAAAGAAAAAGAGGAGAAAAAGAAAAUUAAUAAGUUGAGUGACGCUGAAGAAGGUGAGGAGGAAGUAGAGGGUGUUGAGGGAGAGAAGUCUGAGUCAACUGUGCCGAAGCCCAAGAAGAAGAAGAGAAAGGUUAAGAAGAUUUCCAAGAAGCAUCCUGCUUAUAAUUACCUCACGGAAAAGGCUUUAGAGAAGAGACUUGAGCAAAAGUCGCGACGUCGCUGA